Zasmidium cellare ATCC 36951 is the source of this 1035-nucleotide messenger RNA. RefSeq lists its product as uncharacterized. The record is from RefSeq and is a predicted model, not a curated record. The coding region runs from base 1 to 1035 and encodes 344 amino acids. Lineage: Eukaryota; Fungi; Ascomycota; Dothideomycetes; Mycosphaerellales; Mycosphaerellaceae. The transcript has 2 exons.
AUGGACCUCACCACAGAUUCAGGCGUCAAGCAAUACCUCCGAUCCAAUCUCUACCCCUCAUGCCACCAUGUCGAACGGCUCCCUGAAGGCUUCGGCGGCUUCGUCUUUCGAGCUCACAUUGAGGGUGACGGAGCAGGCCCAUCAACCAUGAUCUUCAAACAUGUAGAACCUUAUGCUGCGAGAUCGCCACAGUGGAAACUUGAGCAAGUGAGGCUGGAAUACGAAGCCAAAGCCCUCAAACUACUCACCCAGCCAGAAAUGAAACACGAAGGCGUCCGACCUCCCAACGUCAUAUUCUUCGACAAGACAAAUUGGGUACUCAUCCUCGAAGACGCCGGCAGCGUGCCCAGUCUCAAAGGCUGGCUGAAACUAGGCGUGGACGUUGGCCGAGCAGCAUCGAAAGGAAAAGCACUCGGCAGAUAUCUCGCCAACAUCCAUAACAACACCGCAGGCAACGAGAGUAUUCUAUCGGACUUCACCGGCAACGAAACAGCGAAGUCCCUCUCCAGCACCCUCUAUUUCAAACGCCUCCCCCAAGUCGCCGAAUCGCAUGGCUUCUCGGGCGAACACAUCCGCCAAGCAGCAGUGCAAGGGGAGAAAGAUGUCCUCGAAGCAAACGAGGUACUAACCCUCGGAGAUUUCUGGACGGGAAACGUUCUCGUCGGCGAAGAUGGGACGCUUUUCGUUCUGGAUCUAGAGCUUUCGAAACCCGGCACGGCGGAGUUUGAUGUUGGACAGAUGGCGGCUGAGUUGUAUUGUAUCGCGGCUUUCCGGGAUCAUGAGCUGGGGAUGGCGAUCUUGGACGCUUUCUUUAAGAGCUAUCGGUUAGCUAGGGAUGUAGUCGUUGAUACUGCGAAGGUGGCGAUUCGGAUAGGUGCUCAUUUGAUGGUUAUUAUGCCGAAUGCGUGGAAGGCUGAGGCGUCGAAGGAGCAGGUGGAUGAGCAGUUGAGGGUAGGGGAUGAGCUCAUUAGGCUGGGCGUCAGUGGGGACAGUGAAGGGUUGAUGAAUACCAUUCUGAAGCCACUUAUUAGCUAA